This is a messenger RNA of Pediculus humanus corporis (human body louse), 4284 nucleotides long. RefSeq names its product nuclear pore complex protein nup153, putative. Lineage: Eukaryota; Metazoa; Arthropoda; Insecta; Psocodea; Pediculidae. Gene Ontology annotation, biological process: RNA export from nucleus; protein import into nucleus. The record is from RefSeq and is a predicted model, not a curated record. Gene Ontology annotation, cellular component: nuclear pore. The transcript is spliced from 5 exons. Gene Ontology annotation, molecular function: structural constituent of nuclear pore. The coding region runs from base 1 to 4284 and encodes 1427 amino acids.
AUGGGUCAUUCACCUGUAACAUUAUUUGAGUAUUUAGGUAGUUUUGUAACAAAAGUUGCAUCGAGAGUAUCAGGUUAUUUAGGAGGUUGGUUUGGUUCAUCUGUCAAAUCAAAUGAUGAUGCUGAUGCCACAGGAACUUCUUCUAGUGGUCAUCAGAUCUGCGUGGAUAAUGGUAGUAGGCGUGUGACAGAAGGUUUAGAAGUCAAAAGACCAUCUUUAAUAACUCACAGAUUUAUAGAGAGAGAAAAUGUUGAUGCAACAUGUUCUCCGGCUAAACGAUUCAAAUUAUCUCAAACGGAAAAAAUUGAUAUUAAUUUUCCAAUUAGCCCCAUACCAAGCACAAGCGGUUUAUUUACCAAUACAUCUUUAAAUCAUACCUAUGACGUACCUAAAAGUGAAGAUUUUGUGACUAAUAAUCCGGGACCGAGCACGCUGCAAAGUCAACGAUAUUCAAUGACUAAUAAUGACCCUCCCGCCUCGUCUAACACUGAUGUAAAAGCCAAUGGAAAUAAUGAUAAUCACUCGGAUAGCAGUGAAUCGACGAGUGGUUGCUCGUCUUUGGUACCUCAAUCUGAUAGAUUAUCACAAUCAGCCUACAUUAGUUCAUCGAGGAAAAGAAAUUUGGAAGAAAAAUUAAAAUAUGCUAGGCAAUUACAACAGUCGAGGGCAUCGACUUAUCUUAACAAAAGUAUUCCCGUCAACGAUACCGUAGGUGCACGAAAAAAGCCAUCUUUUGACGUAACUGCUUAUUCAAACACCUCAGUGGAUAAAUCCUUAUUACGGGAAAAACUCGUUAAUUCUCCCUUUUAUUCGGGACAAACAUCUUACGGUGGAGCUUCGGCAUACCGUCUAUCUAGAAAUACAUUUUACUCACAGAAAUGUCCGAAAAGUUCGUUGGAAAAAAAGGAAGGAACUCAAAUCGAUGUUAAACCUUCUCAUUAUGGCUCUACGGAGAGUUUAUCAAACAUGAGUCACACGGCUAAAAGAAUUCUCGAGGCAUUAGAACAAUUUUCCACGCCAAUAAGUGAUGCUAAAAGAAUUCCCGUGAACCGAUUGACGCCGUUGGGUACAAAACGACGUCGAUUCGACGAACAUUCAGAAUCAAAACUUCAUUUAUCGACGCCGAUAUCGCCCUUGAAUCCCAAUGCGGGACCUGUAAUAACAGGUUUAAACGUGCCUACGGUGCCCGAUUUAUUAAAGCUUAAACGAUUGGAGCAAAUACAGAAUUCUACUGCUGCCGCUAGGCAAGUUGCCGUUCCGAAACAAGAAUACACGCUUCCUAGCGACGUAACUCCUGCCAGGAAAACCGGAAAAAUAAUAACGAAACGUAAGGAUAAAGAAAAAAAUGCGGUUUUUGACAAAGUAGAAGAAGUCAAUUUACCCCAAAUAUCUCUCCCCAUUUCAACGUUACCUACAUUCGACUUUAAGUUGCCCCCAACUACUACGACGCAAAGUACAGAAGCUAAACCAGAGCAGCCUGAAAAAAUUUCUAAUAGAACUUUUACAUUUUCCGAUCCCAUACCUGUAUCUGUUGAUUCAGUUUCAGACAGUCUAGUGAGAAAAAAUAGUUUUACUUUUAGUAAUCCAUUGUUAGCGAAUGGAAAGAAGAAUGAAAUCGAAAAAGAAGUUUCUAGUUCACUGGCUAACUUUAUGUCUAGUGACGCGGUAGCUAAAUUAAAAAGGAAAUCUAUUAAUGAUGUAAGUUUAAAAAGCAAUGAUUCUCCCGUAACGCCAGCUGUUUCGCAGGACUUUAAAGGCGGAAGUGUUAUGGAUUACUUUAAGAAAACCGCUGCGGAAAAAAGUGCUGAUAAAAAAUUACCCGCAGAUUCCGCGAGUGGCACAUGGGAAUGUGACAAUUGUUUGAUUCGUAACCUAAACAGUAGUAAAAUAUGUUGCGGCUGUAAAAUUUCGCGAGUGAAUAAAAAUAUCGAAAAGUCUUUGAUUAGCCCUCCAAAAGCGAAACCGUUAAAAGAAGAAACAAAGUCGCUUAUCAAACCGGGUUUCGGAGACAAGUUCAAACCACCCGCUGGUUCUUGGUCCUGUAAGGAGUGUUUCGUUAGUAACAAAGAAUCGGCGUUAAAAUGUAUCGCUUGCGAUGCACCCAAGUUCGGAAUCACAAAGUCGAAAGUAGCUUCUACUCCUGUUCCCGCUCCUUCUCUUGCUGCUCCAACUCCGGCUCCGGCUCCAGCUCCAGCUCCUGUUUUACCAACUGUUUCCACUGCCGCUACUGUUCCUACUCCUGAGAUUUUUAAACCACCUUCAAAUACAGGCUUUGGUGAUUUUUUCAAAAAACAAGAAAAUCAAUGGGAAUGCUCAUCGUGCAUGAUUCGAAACAAAGACACGCUUACAAAAUGUGCAGCUUGCGAAACUCCUAAGCCAGGGUCAAAGCCCGAAAAAACUGAAACAAAAUUUAGUUUCGGUGCUACUCCGAGCACGGGGAGUUUUGUGUUUGGCAUAGAUAAGGCUUCUGGAAUAAAAUCUGCCGCUGAUUCAAGUACUUUUAAAAUACCCUCUACAACUCAACCCGUAACAAUACCUAAAAAUACGUCCCCAGGAUCAAAUUUUCAACCUACUUCAACUUCUAUAGGAGGUUUCACUCCUGCAAUGCCCUCUUCUAACUCGGUCUUAAAACCCAGUUUUGGAGAAAAAUUCAAACCGCCUUCUGAUUCUUGGUCUUGUAAAGAGUGUUUCGUUAAUAAUAAAGAAUCAGCCAUAAAGUGCAUAGCUUGUGAAGCUCCUAAAGCAGGCACUAGCAUGCCGAAAGUAAGCUCUGCUUCUGAUUUAGUUCCAAAUCCUGUACCCGCUUUUGCUCUUCCUUCUGCUUCUGCUACUGAAAUUUCUAAACCACCCACAAAUACUGGCUUCGGUGAUUUUUUCAAAAAACAAGAAAAUCAAUGGGAAUGCUCAUCGUGCAUGAUUCGAAACAAGGACACGCUUACAAAAUGUGCAGCUUGCGAAACUCCUAAGCCGGGGUCAAAGCCCGAAAAAACCGAAACAAAAUUUAGCUUUGGUGCUACCCCAACUACGGGAGGUUUUGUGUUCGGCAUAGACAAGGCUUCUGGAAUAAAAUCUGCCGCUGAUUCCAGUACUUUUAAAAUACCAUCAACAUCUCAGACGGAAACCGUACCUAAAACUAAUUCUACCGCUAAUUGUUUUCAACCCAUAUCUACUUCAGUUGGUGUUUUUACUUUUGGAAUCCCUCCUGCUAAUACACAGGAAAAAAAAGAUAAGCCUAAGAUUGAAAGUAAUCCUGCAGUGGAAGCCUCUAGUAGUAGAUUUAUGGUCACUUCUACUAGUGGAUUUAAUAUUCGGAAAGAUGAACCUCAGGUUGAAUCUGAAAGAGGGAAUGCUGACAAAGACAAAGAUAAAAAAAUGGAAAUACAAAACGGUAAAAAUGAAAUAUCUGUGACCGAUGCUCCUAAAGCUGAUAGUGAAAUUUCGAAACCUUUUAUUUUCAAUGCUCCGGUAAAACCAAGCGGAAAUUCAUUAUUUGGAAUGCCUAAAGAUGAAAACAAAGACAAAACAAGUGAACCUAAUAAAAAACCAUCAUUUUUUUUCGGAAGUAAUUCAAACACCGUAGGAACACCUUUCGCUAAUGCUUUUGCUCCAAAUCCCGAAGCUCCUAAGCUUUUCGGUAAUAAGGAACAGAAUUCUGGAACGGUUCCAUUGUUUGGUAACAGUAACCCGACGCCAUUCAGUUCACCAUUUAUGCAGCCCGCUCCUGAAAAACCAGUUCAACCCUUCAUUUUCGGAGGCGCAUCUGCACAAACUUCGACUGUAGCUUCUUCGACUCCUGCAGUAACGGCUCCUGGAGUUUUCACUUUUGGAGGAGGGAAUUCGAAUUCAUCACAGUUUACUUUCGGUAGCGGUUCAACUUUUAACUUUGGAUCCAAAUUGCCAACAACCAACACUUUUGAAAGUUUUGAACAGUCAAAGGCUGAAACAUCGGGUGGAUCGACAUCUGUUUUUACCAAUCCUACACCCGUUUUCGGUAUGAGCAGUGCUCCCGCAACUUUUAACUCGGCUCCUUCGAAAUUUGAAUUCGGAACUCCAUCAGUGCAAGCGCAAAAUCCAUCCAACGUUUUUCAAUUCGGAGCAACUUCUUCAGAGUCGCAACCAGCAUCGGCUCCACCAGCUACAGGUUUUAGUUUAUCAGUGCCUCAAAGUUUUAACUUUACUGGAGGGCAAACGCCGACUUUUAGUGCGCAGCCCAAGCCAGAUAGCCGAGAGCCAAGAAGGUUUUUAAAAGCUGCAAGGCGAAAUAACACGAGGAGGCCGAACUGA